Penicillium olsonii is the source of this 1311-nucleotide messenger RNA. The record is from the annotation of a GenBank genome assembly. NCBI's taxonomy places the organism in Eukaryota, Fungi, Ascomycota, Eurotiomycetes, Eurotiales, Aspergillaceae.
AUGGCGUCCCCCGCGGCGCAAAAGCGCGUGAAUGUCGCAGUAUCCAGGCUCAUUCCGCCCGUGUUACUCGGCGCCGUGGUGUACGCUUCUUACGCGGUCACAAAACCGCUGUGCAUCGACUAUUUGCUUCAUCCUUUACCUUCUUAUAAUCGAGUCCCCCGAGUCGGCGCUGGCGCUGCGAUCCUUACCAUCUAUUACGUCCUUUUAAUCCCAAUGGUUGUCACUUAUCUACACCUUUAUUACCACGUGCUUUGGCGCCCUGGCUAUUUACCUGUUGGCGAUCAAAAACUGCGCGAUGAGCAGAAUGAUGAUGAUGAAAAGAGACCGGAGAAAUCGCGGCGGAGGCGCCAUCGGAAGAAAGCACGGAAAGCCGACCCCGAGAAAACGGUACAGUCGGACACUGAUGUGGAAAGGGGAGCGGGAGGAGUGGUGUCUCAGUCAGACCUGCAGUUGGAGAGCUUUUACACCCAAGAUGUUUUUGUGUGCCAGCAGGAUGGACGGCCCCUUUGGUGCUCGACUUGCGACCAAUACAAGACAGAUCGGGCACACCAUUGUCGGGAGCUGGGCCGCUGUGUGCGCAAAAUGGAUCAUUUCUGCCCCUGGGUUGGAGGUGUGGUGUCGGAAACAUCAUUUAAAUUCUUCAUUCAGUUUGUGGUUUAUACCUGCAUUUACUGCACAUUCGCUCUCAUCGUGUCUGCUUAUUUCACCGCAGAGAUCCGGCGUAAUACUGGAGCAGCAAACCCGUAUUGGUGUGUUUGUAUUGGACUGAGCGCCCUUUUUGCUUUCUUUACAGCUGGCAUGACUCUCAGCUCGCUACAAAUGGGCAUUUUCAACAUAACAACGAUUGAAAAUCUCAAUCGACGCACCGCCGUCUGGACCCUUGCCAUACGGGUACCUGAGUACAUGCUCGAUCGACUUUGGGACACCGAGUCUCCUUGGGCCCCGACAUUCCCCAUGGUCUCCUACCCGCCCGAGGCUCAUACCUCAAAUCAGCCGCAAGCCACGAACCCGCCUGCCGGCGAACGCCACGUUUUUGCUAUUCUCCACACCCAACCGGGCGAAAAUCCAUUCGACCUGGGCACUCCAUUCAAGAACCUCCAGCAAGUCAUGGGGCACAGUAUUGCCGAGUGGCUUUUGCCGAUCAAGCAAAGCCCGUGUGCCGAUCAUAGUAGUAUGGAGAGCCAUUACCCUUUUGGCCCCGUGGUAACGCGCCUGAAACAGGAGGCAGGACUGAUGCCGCCCGGGGAUGGGGCUGUCCCGCCAACCCCACAUUCGGGGCGUAGCCAGCCCGAGGGAAACACGCAGACAUGA